Molecule: messenger RNA, 519 nt
Organism: Pedinophyceae sp. YPF-701
Lineage: Eukaryota; Viridiplantae; Chlorophyta; Pedinophyceae
Source: the annotation of a GenBank genome assembly
AUGGGCACGGAAUUCGCGGCACAUGCGCUGGACCUCAAGGCUCCCGGCGCCAGCAAGGCCGUGAAGGCUCCGCCAGGCUUCCCCCGAGAUGGCGCUGCGCUAGAGGGUUCCGCGGGUCCCACGCCGGAGGAGAGCAGGAAGGUCGACGAGCGGGCGGCGCAGGCGAAGCAACGGGACGCGUGGGCCGCGGCGAAGGGUCAGUUCAUGGGCGUGCUUCAGACGGGCCUCAUGCUGUGGUUCUCGGGCAGCCACCUCGGCCUGUGGACCAUCAUGUCCACCUUCACGGCGCUCUCCAGCUCGCUCACGAGCAUCGCGGGGGUCGUCAACGAGUUCAAGAAGUUCGAGGACUCCAAGGGGCGCGUGGACCUGCGCGGACCCAUGGCGCUGUACGUCGCGCUCCAGCUCGGCAAGCUCGCCCUCGCCGCCAACAAGCUCGACACCAUUGGCCUGCUGCCCAAGCAAGUCUCCGACUUCGUGUCUCGCACCGCCGUGCCGCCCGUCGUGGAAAUAUCCGCGUGA